CGCCGCUCACACUUCGGCUGAGGGCGCGCGCCCUGGAAAAUUCCACACCCAAGCUAGCUCCACCCUUUGCGCCCUUUCUUCAGCCCCCGGCUCUUCACUCCUAGUCCCCAUCCCAGCGGCCUUUGCGGGAACAAAAUGGCAGCCCCCACGCUGCGGGGUUUGUGUUGUUUAUCCAGAGCUUUAGGAUGGUGGUCUCGGCAGCCAGUCCUGGUGACUCAGUCCACAGUUGUAGUUCCAGUGAGAACUAAAAAACGUUUCACACCACCUACUUAUGAACCCAAAUACAAAUCAGAAAAGGAGUUUAUAGAACAUGCCCGGAAAGCGGGACUGGUCAUUCCUCCGGAGCGUUUGGAGCGUCCUCUGCACCUGGCCUGUACAGCUGGUAUCUUUGACGCCUAUGUUCCUCCAGAGGGUGAUGCUCGCUUGUCCUCUCUCUCGAAGGAAGGACUGGCACAGAGAAGUGAGCGGUUGAAGAAGAAGGUGACCUCCCAAUUGUCAGUCCGGAAGAUAAGAGAACAUGAUCCUAAUUUCAAAAUAAAGGACUUCCCUGAAAAAGCUAAGGAUAUUUUUAUUGAAGCUCACCUUUGUCUAAACAACUCAGACCAUGACCGGCUUCAUACCUUGGUAACUGAAAACUGUUUCCCGGACAUGGUCUGGGACAUCAAAUAUAAGACCGUCCGUUGGAGCUUCGUAGAAUCUUUAGAACCGCCUCAGGUGGUUCAGGUUCGCUGUUCAAGUCUGAUGAACCAGGGCAACAUAUAUGGCCAGGUCACCGUCCGCAUGCACACCCGGCAGACUCUGGCCAUCUAUGACCGGUUUGGCCGGUUGAUGUAUGGACAGGAAGGUGUGCCCAGGGAUGUCCUGGAGUAUGUUGUGUUUGAAAAGCAUCUGGUAAAUCCCUAUGGGAGCUGGAGAAUGCAUGGCAAGGUCAUCCCCCCAUGGGCACCCCCUAAGCAGCCCAUCCUUAAGACGGUGAUGAUCCCUGGGCCCCAGCUGAAACCUGGAGAAGACUAUGAGGAGCCACAAGGAGAGGCCCAUAAGCUUCAGCAACCCUGAUGGCAAAAAUGACUCCUGGGGUGAAACAUGGCUGAUGAGAUGGCCAGAAGCUAUGGAGUCUGGGAACUGUGAAGUCAGUCAUCUUUUCAUCAUGCUGUAGAAAGACCUACCUUUGUCCUCUCCUGUCCUGCUUGGGUGUUUUCAGCUGUCUCCUUGGCAACCACGGCUGAUGGCUGGGCCCAGGUGGGUGGCUGAUAUGCACAGCCACGAACCCACUUCUCCCUUUUUAAACUGUGUUUCUAGCUGCUGAGUCUCAACGAAAGUACGUUUGGAUACCUGUUUUUCCUGCAGCAGAGACUGGCAGAAUUUUCUUUUUAAUUACAAGGCAGGGAUCAGAGUUUGAAAUAAAACACUGUCAGGGUGUUGGACAAACUGUGGCGGGUUCUGUACCUCUCCCAGGGUUUACGCUGGAAGUAGACCAGCUUUCAGAUGGCACAAAUGGAAGGUAGGCUGAACUGAGCGAUGUGACUUCCGGGAGAUCCAGGUUUGGGACACAUAAUUAGCGUUCAUUGAAGAGGGUCUUUUCUCAUAUACUGACUCACGUAGUCAUCAUUUGUACUUCGUAGAAGAAUGUAAAUCCAAAGAAAUCCUUUA
Molecule: messenger RNA, 1650 nt
Organism: Herpailurus yagouaroundi (jaguarundi)
Lineage: Eukaryota; Metazoa; Chordata; Mammalia; Carnivora; Felidae
Gene: MRPL45
Product: mitochondrial ribosomal protein L45
Exons: 8
Coding region: 136-1056 (306 amino acids)
Cellular component (GO): mitochondrion
Source: RefSeq, a predicted model, not a curated record